Messenger RNA from Labeo rohita (rohu), 9063 nucleotides. It is a transcript of the gene kif1ab, whose product is annotated as kinesin family member 1Ab. The record is from RefSeq and is a predicted model, not a curated record. Gene Ontology annotation, molecular function: microtubule binding; ATP binding; microtubule motor activity. The transcript has 50 exons. Gene Ontology annotation, biological process: microtubule-based movement. The coding region runs from base 407 to 5827 and encodes 1806 amino acids. Lineage: Eukaryota; Metazoa; Chordata; Actinopteri; Cypriniformes; Cyprinidae.
CAUCCUUGGCUCCACCACGAGAGCCAUUUUGUGUUAGGCUGAAGAAACACUGUCUCUCAGCGCAUCCCCACAUCCAUUAACCCCUCCCUCGGCUUUCUGACGCACCACUGCGUACCAGGCCCUGCAAAACCAGACUCCCUCAGUCUGAUGGUCUUGCCAGGGGGGGCUCCACCUGCAUUGAUGUUGCUGAGCUAGGGAGAGGCUGAGAGCCUAUAGGAAAAAAUAAAACAACUGGGUGAGGAAGAAGACGGCGGACGGAAGCAGACUUGAUGGAAUAACCCACUGCUGUCCGCAAUCUCAACAGGAUAUUGCCAUCAGGAAUCAGGUGGCAGGUGGCCUCUGAUUCCUGACUGGGCUUCGUCCCAUCAGAUCCUGUGCAGUAGCAAAGCCCCAGCACUCAGACACCAUGGCCGGUGCCUCGGUGAAAGUAGCUGUGAGGGUCCGUCCCUUCAAUUCACGAGAGAUUGGAAAAGAGAGCAAGUGCAUCAUCCAGAUGUCAGGCAACACUACCACAAUUCUAAACCCAAAACAGCCAAAGGAGACCAAGAGCUUCAACUUUGACUAUUCUUAUUGGUCACAUACAACGCCAGAAGAUGUGAACUAUGCAUGCCAAAAGCAGGUUUAUAAAGACAUUGGAGAGGAAAUGCUUCUGCAUGCUUUUGAGGGAUACAACGUUUGUAUCUUUGCCUAUGGGCAAACAGGGGCAGGAAAAUCAUAUACCAUGAUGGGGAAACAGGAGAAAGACCAAGAAGGCAUCAUCCCAUUGCUAUGUGAGGACCUGUUUACCAAGAUCAGUGACAAUAAUGACAACAGCAUGUCAUACUCAGUUGAGGUCAGUUACAUGGAGAUCUACUGUGAGCGUGUGCGGGACCUUCUGAACCCAAAGAACAAAGGUAAUCUGCGCGUGCGAGAGCAUCCUCUGAUGGGGCCGUACGUCGAGGAUCUGUCAAAACUAGCCGUUACUUCCUACAAUGACAUCCAGGACCUGAUGGACUCUGGAAACAAAGCAAGAACUGUGGCAGCCACCAACAUGAAUGAGACCAGCAGUCGCUCCCACGCUGUGUUCAACAUCAUCUUCACACAGAAACGUCAUGAUAGUGAUACAGACAACACAUCUGAAAAGGUCAGCAAAAUCAGCUUGGUCGACUUGGCAGGCAGUGAGAGGGCUGAUUCUACUGGAGCUAAAGGCACUAGACUCAAGGAAGGAGCCAAUAUUAACAAAUCUUUAACAACACUAGGCAAAGUUAUCUCUGCUCUGGCUGAGAUGGACUCUGUACCAAACAAGAACAAGAAGAAAAAGAAAGUUGAGAGCUUUAUUCCAUACAGAGAUUCAGUUCUGACUUGGCUGCUGAGGGAAAACCUCGGAGGAAACUCACGUACCGCUAUGGUAGCAGCUCUAAGCCCUGCUGAUAUUAACUAUGAUGAGACUCUCAGCACGCUCAGGUACGCUGACCGAGCCAAGCAGAUCCGCUGCAACGCUGUCAUCAACGAAGACCCCAACAACCGCCUGGUGCGUGAACUGAAAGAAGAGGUGGCACGUCUGAAGGAUCUGCUUUAUGCUCAGGGUCUUGGAGACAUCAUUGAGACAUAUCGGGCACAGGCUCCUGGGAUAGCUGCUCUCAAAUUGACCAAUGCCAUGACAGGGAUGAGCCCAUCGCCCUCGCUCUCCGCCCUGUCCAGCCGAGCUGGCUCCAUCAGCAGCCUGCAUGACCGGAUCAUGUUCAGCCCAGGAAGCGAGGAAGCUAUUGAGAGGCUGAAGGAAACUGAGAAGAUAAUCGCAGAACUCAAUGAAACUUGGGAAGAGAAGCUUCGUCGCACCGAGGCCAUUCGAAUGGAAAGGGAGGCACUUUUGGCUGAAAUGGGUGUGGCGAUGAGGGAAGAUGGAGGAACUGUUGGAGUCUUUUCACCAAAGAAGACACCUCACCUGGUCAACCUCAAUGAAGAUCCACUGAUGUCUGAAUGUUUGUUGUAUUACAUUAAAGAUGGAAUCACCAAGGUCGGCCGUGAAGAUGCCAGCAGUCGGCAGGACAUUGUCCUGAGCGGUCACUUCAUUAAAGAUGAACACUGUAUCUUCACAAGUACCACAAAUGCGUCAGGAGAGGGUACGGUGGUCCUGGAGCCCUGUGAGGAAGCAGAGACUUACGUUAACGGGAAGAGAGUGACAGAGCCCACUGUUCUCAGAUCAGGCAACCGUAUCAUUAUGGGCAAAAGCCACGUGUUCCGUUUCAAUGACCCUGAGCAAGCACGGCAAGAGAGGGAGAGGACCCCGUGUGCAGACACACCUGUGGAGCCAGUGGACUGGGCCUUUGCCCAAAGAGAACUACUGGAAAAACAAGGCAUUGAUAUGAAACAAGAGAUGGAGCAGAGGUUACAGGAGCUGGAGGACCAGUACCGCAAAGAGAGAGAAGAAGCAAGCAACCUUCUGGAACAGCAGAGAUUGGACUAUGAGAGUAAGCUGGAAGCUCUUCAGAGGCAGGUUGAUUCCAGAUAUUACCCAGAAACCACGGAGGAAGAGGAGGAACCAGAAGAGGAAGUGCCGUGGACAAAGCGAGAGACAGAACUGGCCCUCUGGGCUUUCCGGAAAUGGCGAUUCUAUCAGUUCACCUCUCUCAGAGACCUGCUCUGGGGAAAUGCUAUUUUCCUCAAGGAGGCUAACGCCAUUAGUGUGGAGCUAAAGAAAAAGGUUCAGUUUCAGUUUGUACUACUCACGGACACACUGUACUCCCCGCUGCCUCCUGACCUCCUGCCCCCCAGCAUAGCCAAAGACAGGGAGAAGAGGCUGUUCCCUCGCACCAUUGUAGCAGUAGAGGUUCAGGAUCAGAAAAAUGGUGCCACACACUACUGGACCCUGGAAAAACUCAGACAAAGACUGGAUUUGAUGAGAGAAAUGUAUGACCGAGCAGCAGAGGUGCCUAGUACUGCAGUCGAGGACUGUGAUCAUAUGAUGUCCGGCGGUGACCCUUUCUACGACCGCUUUCCAUGGUUCCGUCUGGUUGGUCGCACUCCCAUUCUCAACACGUGCAUGAGCGAGCGCAUGAGUGACCUUACCCUCUCCCCCACCCUCUCCGACCCCGACUCUGACAUAACCGAGCUUGCCGAUGAGCGGCAUUAUGGGAAAGUCGAGGUGGAGGAGGAGGAGUUGGAUGACCUGGACGAUGAGAUCUUUAUGGAGGACCCUGGCUCAGAGCUUGGGAGAGAGGAGGAGGAGGAUGGUGUGGGGGAGCGCUGCCCAGGUGUCAGCGAUGGCCAGGACCCCUUUUACGACCGCUGGCCUCUGUUCAGUUUAGUGGGAAGGGCCUUUGUGUAUCUGAGCAAUCUGCUGUACCCUGUGCCAUUAGUGCACCGUGUGGCCAUUGUAAGCGAGAAAGGCGAGGUCAAGGGGUUCCUCCGUGUGGCAGUUCAAGCCAUAUCAGCUGAUGAAGAGGCUCCUGAUUAUGGCUCAGGUGUGAGACAAUCAGGAACUGCCAAGAUCUCAUUUGAGGAUCAACAGUUCGAGAAGUUCCAAACAGAAACAUGCACUGGUGGGACGUCUCACACAAACACAUCUCAAGAGGAGUUGCGCAUCGUAGAAGGAGAAGGACAAAACUCAGAGAUGGGCCUCAGUGCUGAUGAGGUCAACAACAACACCUGUGCAGCAUCUCCUGACAUUCCUAACAGUCCUCUGAAGGGUGGUCUGGAAUGUUCUCUUGAUGUGACUCAGGAAAAAUCACUUCAGCACUUGAAAAUUGGCAGCAACUUCACCUUCAGGGUCACAGUGCUUCAGGCCUCCAGCAUCUCUGCUGAGUAUGCAGAUAUCUUCUGCCAGUUCAACUUUAUUCACAGGCAUGACGAGGCAUUUUCCACUGAGCCAUUAAAGAAUACCGGCCGAGGGCCUCCACUGGGAUUCUACCAUGUACAAAAUAUAACCGUGGAGGUCACAAAAUCUUUCGUGGAAUACAUCAAAAGUCAGCCAAUUGUUUUUGAGGUAUUCGGCCACUACCAGAAACAGCCUUUCCCUCCACUCUGUAAGGACUUAAUUAGUUCAUUACGUCCAACAAGAAGGCAGUUCCCUAGAGUUAUGCCUUUGUCAAAGCCAGUGCCCGCCACUAAACUGAACACGCUGACGCGCUCCACCGCUGGCCCCUGUCACUGCAAAUAUGACCUUAUGGCAUUCUUUGAGAUCUGUGAACUGGAGGCCAAUGGAGAUUACAUCCCAGCCGUUGUUGAUCACAGGGGUGGAAUGCCCUGCCAUGGUACAUUCCUGUUGCACCAGGGCAUCCAAAGAAGAAUUACAGUGACUAUUGCCCAUGAAACGGGCAAUGAUAUUGAGUGGAAGGAGGUUAAAGAGCUCGUCAUAGGGCGUAUUCGUAACACACCCGAGGCGGAUGAGACUAUCAUCGACCCCAACAUCCUGUCCCUCAACAUCCUGUCUUCAGGCUACAUACGACCAUCUUAUGAUGACAGAGUGUCAUUGGGAAUUGACCAUAGGACAUUUUACCGCUUUGAGGCGGCAUGGGACAGCUCCAUGCACAACUCCCUCCUGCUGAACCGUGUCACUCCAUAUGGAGAGAAAAUUUACAUCACCCUCUCUGCCUAUCUUGAGAUGGAGAACUGCACUCAGCCCACUGUCAUCACUAAGGACUUUUGCAUGGUGUUCUACUCCAGAGAUGCUAAACUUCCUGCGUCUCGCUCCAUUCGAAACCUUUUCAGCACUGGUGCCUUUAGGCCCUCUGAGAGUAACCGUGUGACUGGAGUGUAUGAAUUAAGCCUCUGCCAUUUGGCUGACAUUGGAAGUCCUGGUAUGCAAAGGAGGCGCAGACGGGUGCUGGACACCUCAGUGGCGUAUGUGCGUGGAGAGGAGAACCUUGCGGGUUGGAGGCCCCGCAGCGACAGCCUCAUUCUGGACCACCAGUGGGAGCUGGAGAAACUUAGCCUUCUACAAGAGGUGGAGAAGACCAGGCAUUACCUUCUGCUGAGAGAGAAGCUGGAAGCAUCUCUGCUGCUGGGACAGGACUCUUUCUGUGGCAAAGACCUGAUGGAUUCACCCAAGGCCUCCAGCCCCAUGUUCAACCCAGUAGUCAGCCUGGGUCUGGACAGUCCCAACGAGAGACAGAGGGAGCUGGCUGCCAAGGAUUCUUUGAUGAUUACAAAGUUAAAAAGAACAGCAUUUAUUCAACAAUUCAAUUCUAACAAUUGUGUGCGACUGCUCAUGCACACCUUCAACAGGCAGUACAGCCAGGUGAGCAGCAGUCUCAGUGAGAGCAAGCUGUCAGAGAUGUCUGCAUCGCUUUUAAGUGCUUCUUCCCCUCUGAGCACUUUAACACCCUCCUCUACCUGCCCGUCACUGGUGGACGGGCACUACGGCAGUCCAGACCUCAGAGGUGCUGAGGCAAACUCUGGUGCCUCCAGUCCUGAUCUCGAUCCCUUCAGCCCUAUAGAGAGAAAACCAAGGAGCUGCACCUUCAUCCCGAACAUCCAGGAGAUUCGUGUCAGCCCCAUUGUGUCAAAGAAAGGCUAUCUACACUUUCACGAGACACACACCAGUGGCUGGGUGAAGCGUUACAUUGUGGUGCGGCGGCCAUAUGUCUACCUGUACCGCAGUGAGAGAGACUGCGUGGAGCGAGCUGUCAUCAACCUGUCCUCUGCUCAGGUGGAGUACAGCGAAGAUCAGCAUGCCAUGCUGAGGGCUCCUAACACUUUUGCAGUGUGCACUGAGCAUCGCAACAUUCUCCUCCAAGCAGGCAAUGACAAAGAGAUGCAUGACUGGCUGUACGCAUUCAACCCACUGCUGGCAGGAACUAUCAGGUCUAAGCUUUCCAGAAGAAAAUCAGGACAGAUGAGGAUGUGAAAGUGUUUUUUUCUCUGGCUGAAACCAUAAACGAUAGCUAACAGGCCGUUGUGAUGUAAUUAGGUCAUGUGAUCAUAAGUGCCCUAUCCCCAUGUCAUCACAGCUGCCUCUUGCCUGCCCGUCCCAGCAUUCCCCUCUCAGUCUGUCCAUGCCAACCAUAGACUAUGGGCCUGGCUUCACAGAGUGUGCGUGUUUAUGUGCGUGUCAGGCCAUAUUUAGUGUAAAUUUACAACACUGAAAUAUAUUCAGCACUUCCUGCUAACAUAGCUACAAGCUAGAAUGGCAAAACAGCAUCCUAGACACGGCCCUACUCUUAGUUCAUUUGUAAAUGCGACUCAACGCUCUGUUUGUGUAUGUGCUUCUGCAGAGUAGAUGUCAAGUGCUUUUACCUGAGCUUCAGUAGUUGCCUCUUGGUUUUGAUCUGCCAUGAUCAUUGUGCUUUUUGAAGAGAUGUUAUUUCGAGGUCAUGAAGAUUGCGAUGGAUUUUACACUAAAAAAAAAGAGGUAAAUGUCCGUUAUUUUGACAAAAAUCAGCAUUGGAAAAGUACAAAACGUCUACCAUACAGAAGUUUAUUUUGUGUUUUUAUUUUCAUCUGUAAUGUCUUUUUUACAUUACAUCUUUACGUUUACUUAUUUAUUAAGCAUUGUAUGUUUUAUAAACAUAAUUUAUUAAGAGGUCACUAUCUGUAGUGUGCUACAAAAAUAAUUUUUCACCUUGCACUUUUGAUAAUGAGCUUUAUUUACCAGGUUCAUUUCGGUUCAUUUGCACAAGAGCUCUGCUGCUAAGAGUAUCAGCUUCUUUAAUUUUUCUUUAUUUACAACCUUUCAUUUUUUUGCGCACAGAAUUGGAAAGCUGUGAUGCUUAUUACCUGUUACUGAUACACUGAACGCAAAUACAUCAGAGCACAUUAGAUGAGGGAGAUUUUAUUUCGAUUACACCACGGAUUUCAAAUAAUAUUAUGCAGGAAGUACUGCAUCUUAAUUGCAUAGUUCCUCAUUUGUAACUGCUAUGUUCAGCUCAUCCUAGGCUUACAUGUUAUUGAAUAUCUGUAUUCAGAUCUCUUACAUGGUGUUUCCUAGUGAAGCAGCAAUAAGAUCAAGUUUUUAAGAGAAGAUCCAGUUUUAGUGUUCCAACUUAUAACAAAAUAUGGAAGCCAUUUCCCCCACUGAAUGAAAAAUGAAGAUAAUUGCAAGUUUUAUCUCACAGUUCUAACUUUUCUUCUCACAAUUGCGAAUUUAAAUCUUUCAGUUCUGAUGUUUUUUCUCAGAAUUGUGAAAUAUUACUUACUUAAUAUAACCUUUUUUUUCACAAUUGUGAAUUUACGUCUUUUAAUUUGUUUGUAUUAUGAAUUGCAUAUUGUAAUUUCAAAUAAGAAUUUGCCAUUUUGUAAAGGAGUACCACAAGGCUCAAUAUUCAGACCGAUUAUGUUUUCUUAUUUAAUUUAAUUACUUAAAAUAAACUCUAUUCUAAAAAAAUAUUCAGAUACUGCAAUUAAUUUUUUGCCAUCCAAACAAUAAUAAAAAAGACUAGCAUUUCAAUAAUAAAAACCCUGAAAUAUUGCAAUACAUUGAAUAUAAUAUUUCAUUAUUGAAUAUAUUGAAAUGCUAAAAAACUUUGUUGUUACUUAAUCUAUUUUAUUCCUUUUUCCUUAAUUUUUCUCUGAAUUUCUUAAUACAGAUUUACAAUUCUGACUUUUUUUCUCAGAAUUGAGCUAUAAACUCAAAAUUUUGAGUUAUAAAGCCAAAAUUGCGAGUUAUAAAUGCAAGUUGUCAAUUCUGAGAAAAAAAGUCAGGAUUCUGAGUUUUUUUUAUCCCGCAUUACCGACUUGACUAUGGCUAUUUCUCAGAAUUGUGAGUUUAUAUCUCGUAAUUCUGAUAAAAAAUAGUCCGAAUUGUGAGUUUUUAUUACACAAUUAUGAGGAAAAAAGUCUGAAUUGCAAGAUGUAAACUCAGAGUUUGAAUUGUGAGAUAAAAAGUCGCAAUUAUUAUUUUUUUUCGUAUUCAUUGGUGGAAAUGGACUUCCAUAACAAUCACCAAUAUACUACCGAAAAUUUUAUUUAGCUUAGCAGUUCAUUUUUGUGAGAUGUAUCAGUUAUAAUAAGCAUAUACACAUAAACGUUUUUUGCUCCACCCUUUGCCUUGAAGACAGUGUAUACUAAGUAUAGAAAAGUGGUUUUCAUGUCACGACAGUUUCAUCUUAAAGAGGUACUAUCUGAGGCCGUGUAUGAAUUCAGAAAUCUCUCGUUUGGUUUGGUUUGAGCUCAUGCUAUGGUCAGUCCGCCAUUUAGUAUGUUGCUCACGUUGCUGUUACAGAUAUGUUUAAAGAGGAUGAAUGUUUUGUGCCAUGGGCCAACCAACCCAAAGAGCACAAAUAUAGCAGCAACAUCUAGUUGUGAACGUACCUGAGAGAGUUCAGCAGUUCUGGUCUUUACCUCUCCAAAUGGUUUCUUCAUAAGCAGCAGUAUAAAUAUGCCUUGAUAAACUCUUACAUGGAAUAUGGAACUGAAAUGUAAAUUUGAGACAGACAUUUAGGUUUUGGAUGAUAUGUUGACGGUCAUACAGUACCUCCCAGUGCCCUGACGUUUUUUAUCCAUUCCUGUCUUUGAUAAUGCUAUGUAUAUGAUAGCAUGCUGUACAUAUUUAUUCAGCUUUUAAAUGAAAUGUAUCAAACGUAUCUCAUUUACCUCCAUACAGUAUAAGAGUAGCAUUUACAGAAAAAGAAUAGAUUCAAUCGUAUUAUUUUACCGAUUUGAAGGAUCACAGUUGACUAUGAGCAUGUGGUGUUUGCACUGACACGGUGCCCUGAAAACAAAGCAUUCAACAGGACUUUGUCAACGUACAUAUAUAUUGCAGAUAAACAAGAUUUUUAAGGUUUGUAGUUGAUAACGUGUCUCUCUUUUUCUCUCUUCACUCUUAAUGGAUCCUUUGUGUUACGACGUCAUCAGUUCAAAUAAACAUCUUUCAUCCAUCCAAAUAUUCCAAAUUUAAAAAAGGAACUAUAAUAAAAUAUAAACUAAGUGUACCUACUGUAAUUGCUUCAAUAUUUCUGUUGAUUUGCUCUGUAUAUAAACCCAAGUGUGGUCUAGCACACGGCUGUAACCACUUUAUACCAUAAUGAAUGGGCUGUAGUGUACUCAGUGCUCAAGUUCUUUGAGUGUUGGACCUGUGUCUUCUAAUGUCUGUGGACACUUAACACUUUGUCAGGUGUGAAAUAAAUGUGAAAUAUGCGCAACGUU